AUGGCAACGGCCAGCCCCUCCCCGCACAAGUCCCGGCGCAAGCCCAGGAAGUCCAGCGACGCCGCCGACAAGCCCUCGCGGAUUCGCUCCGAGACGCUCGUCAAGGCCCCUUCUUUCCCCCUGGCCGCUUUUCUCUGGCCCGCGCGAACCUCGGCGUCUCAAUGGGAGGUGCUGCCGCUCGUCCUCAUGGUUGUCGGGCUGUUUAGGUGGGCGGCAGGCCUCUGGGGCUACUCCGGUUUCCAACGCCCGCCCAUGUACGGCGACUAUGAAGCCCAGCGCCACUGGAUGGAGGUGACGACAAACCUGCCCGUGUCGCAGUGGUAUUUCCAUGACCUGCAGUGGUGGGGCCUCGACUAUCCGCCUCUGACGGCCUACCACAGCUGGGCCAUGGGCAAGGUUGGCGCUCUCUUCGACCCGGCCUGGUUCGCCCUUUUCGCCUCUCGCGGCUCCGAUGAUCCGACAUUGAAGGUGUUUAUGAGAGCCACGGUCAUCGUCUCCGAGUAUCUCAUCUACAUGCCCGCCGCUGUUGUGUUUGUGCGACGCUUUGGCCGACUCAAUGGCGUUGCCACCUGGACCAGCUCCGUCGCCCUCGUCGCGUUCUUGAUGCAGCCCGCAACGAUACUCAUCGACCACGUCCACUUCCAGUACAACACCGUCAUGCUCGGCCUGGUUGUCGCCAGCAUGAACAGCAUGUUGGCCGACCGAUACAAAACAGCCGCCGUCUUGUUCGUCGCCGCCCUGGGCUUCAAGCAGAUGGCCCUAUAUUACGCCUUUAGUGUCUUUUCCUAUCUCCUUGGAAAGUGUGUCUUUCCGAGACUCAGCCUCGCACGGCUUUUCGGAGUCGCUCUCGUCACCAUCCUUUCCUUUGCCGUCUUGGUCCUCCCUCUUGUUCUCGGGACCUUGUACAAUAGGUACCGCGUUGUCGAGCAAAUCAUUCAGAUGGUGCACCGAAUAUUUCCCUUCUCGAGGGGCUUGUUCGAGGACAAGGUUGCCAACUUUUGGUGUGCGGCCAACGUUGUCGUCAAGCUUCGCAACUGGUCUCCGGUCAUGCUGCAGAGGGCGUCGCUCGGCGCCACGCUGCUCGCAAUCAUACCGCCGAAUUUCAUCCUCUUUUUGCGCCCGCGCAAGACAUCCAUGCCCCUAGCGUUUGCCGCGACCGCUUGGGGGUUCUUCCUCUUCAGCUACCAGGUUCACGAGAAGAGCGUACUGCUACCCCUGAUGCCGAUGACGCUGUUGCUGGCGGGCAGACAUGGGCUGAGCGGAGAAAUCCGAGCCUGGGUGGGCUUCGCCAACCUGCUGGGGGCCUGGACAAUGUUCCCCUUGCUCCGCCGCGUGGACCUGGGGAUUCCGUACGCGGUAUUGACACUCCUCUGGGCAUAUCUUUUAGGAUUCCCUCCUACGUCAUGGGACGCCCCAUUUCAAGCGCAAGUCGGCCAAUCUCUGCGUGUCCAGUGGGCGACGGCAAUAUUUCACGGAAUCUUUUACACGGCCAUGGGACUAUGGCAUGUCGUCGAAGCCACCGUUCUCCCACCACUCGACAAGCCGGAUCUCUGGGUGGUUGCCAACGUGGGCAUCGGGGCGGCAGGUUUUAUGGUCUGCUAUUUGUGGUGCCUGUGGAAGCUGGUCCAAGAAAGUGACAUUUUGCCGCCAGGGCGAACGAAAAAGGCCAAGACGCAAUAA
This is a messenger RNA of Hirsutella rhossiliensis, 1680 nucleotides long. RefSeq names its product ALG6, ALG8 glycosyltransferase family domain-containing protein. Lineage: Eukaryota; Fungi; Ascomycota; Sordariomycetes; Hypocreales; Ophiocordycipitaceae. The record is from RefSeq and is a predicted model, not a curated record. Gene Ontology annotation, cellular component: endoplasmic reticulum membrane. Gene Ontology annotation, molecular function: dolichyl pyrophosphate Man9GlcNAc2 alpha-1,3-glucosyltransferase activity. The transcript has 3 exons. The coding region runs from base 1 to 1680 and encodes 559 amino acids. Gene Ontology annotation, biological process: protein N-linked glycosylation.